Messenger RNA from Rhineura floridana, 3087 nucleotides. It is a transcript of the gene MGRN1, whose product is annotated as mahogunin ring finger 1. The record is from RefSeq and is a predicted model, not a curated record. The transcript has 16 exons. Lineage: Eukaryota; Metazoa; Chordata; Lepidosauria; Squamata; Rhineuridae. Gene Ontology annotation, biological process: protein ubiquitination; negative regulation of G protein-coupled receptor signaling pathway; endosome to lysosome transport. The coding region runs from base 193 to 1872 and encodes 559 amino acids. Gene Ontology annotation, molecular function: ubiquitin protein ligase activity. Gene Ontology annotation, cellular component: nucleus; cytoplasm; plasma membrane.
CGCCUUCUGGGGAUUGUCGUUCUGGAGCUGGGUGGGCGGCCGCGGCUAGGAGCGCAGCGAGCCGGGGAGGACUCACUUUUCCAUGGUGCCCCGCGCGGGAGCGGCCUGCCGCAGGCUUCACGGACGGACGACGGACGGACGGACUUUGGUGUGGGAGUCGGAGGCCCGUUAGCCUGCCGUCCCCGUCCCGCCAUGGGCUCCCUGCUCAGCCGCCGCAUCGCCGGCGUGGAGGACAUCGACAUCCAGGCCAACUCGGCCUACCGGUACCCGCCCAAGUCCGGGAACUACUUUGCCAGUCAUUUUUUCAUGGGAGGUGAAAAGUUUGACACACCACAUCCUGAGGGCUAUCUUUUUGGGGAGAACAUGGACUUGAACUUCCUUGGUAACAGGCCUGUUCAGUUUCCCUAUGUAACCCCAGCACCUCAUGAGCCGGUGAAGACCCUGCGCAGUUUGGUGAAUAUCCGCAAAGAUUCCCUUCGCCUGGUCAGGUAUAAAGAAGACAGUGACAGCCCCACCGAGGAGAACGGGAAGCAGAAGGCCUUGUACAGCCUCGAGUUCACCUUUGAUGCUGAUGCGCGUGUCGCAAUCACCAUCUACUGCCAAGCGACAGAGGAGUUUAUGAGCGGCAUGGCAGUCUACAGCGCAAAGAACCCUUCUCUGCAGUCGGAGACGGUGCAUUACAAGCGAGGCGUGAGCCAGCAGUUCUCACUGCCGUCCUUCAAGAUUGACUUCUCCGACUGGAAGGAGGAUGAGCUGAACUUUGAUCUGGACCGAGGCAUCUUCCCCGUGGUCAUUCAGGCUGUGGUGGAUGAAGGUGAUGUUGUUGUGGAAGUGACUGGUCACGCCCACAUCCUUUUGGCUGCCUUUGAAAAGCAUGUUGAUGGGAGUUUCUCGGUGAAGCCCUUGAAGCAGAAGCAGAUCGUGGACCGGGUCAGUUACCUGCUUCAGGAGAUCUACGGCAUUGAGAACAAGAACAACCAGGAGACGAAGCCCUGCGAUGAUGAGAACAGUGACAAUAGCAACGAGUGUGUGGUGUGUCUCUCAGACCUGCGGGACACCCUCAUCCUGCCCUGUAGGCACCUCUGCCUCUGCAACUCCUGUGCCGACACCCUCCGCUAUCAGGCCAACAACUGUCCCAUCUGUCGCUUGCCCUUCCGAGCCCUGCUGCAGAUCCGAGCAGUGAGGAAGAAGCCUGGGGCCCUCUCUCCUCUCUCCUUCAGUCCUGUCUUGGCACAGACCUUGGACCACGAUGAGCAUUCGUGUUCGGACAACAUCCCUCCUGGCUACGAGCCCAUUUCUCUGCUGGAAGCCCUGAACGGCCUGCGCUCCGUCUCGCCUUCCAUCCCCUCAGCUCCCCUCUACGAUGAGAUCAGCUACACCGGGGUGCUGGAUGGGCUUCCCCUCUCCGGCAGGCCCCUCGUGGGUCUUGACCGAGCGGUGGAGAGCAGCCACCAGAAGGGCAAGCGCAGCAAGUCACCUGACAGCACUCUCCGCUCUCCCUCUUCACCAAUCCAUGAAGAAGACGAGGAGAAGCUUUCAGAAGACUCUGACCUGCCCCUCAGUGGGGCAGAGCUGGUUCUGCAGGAGGGCGGCUCCCCUGAGAGUCUGACAGUGGAAGAGGCAGAGGCAGCCACCUCACUGCAGCAAGGUAGCCAGCCUCACUCUGUCGAGGCCAUCGUCCAGGAGAGCAACAGCACCUGCGAGCCAAGGAACCUCUCCCUGCUGGAGGGCAAACUGCCAGCCGACGUGUAUCUGCCAGGAUCUUCCGACUUCACCAGCACUCUCCCGAGCUGUCGGACCAACUCUUCUGGGCAGCCCUUCCUGUUCACCGAGCCCCAUCUCUGCGUGGAAAGUGGGCAGAGCCCCUCCUGAGCACCCGGCUCAGGGGCCGAAGCCACAGCCUGGGCGCUUCCAAUGCCAACUGCCUGGGCCUGCUGUGCGCUCUCCCUGCCUGUGGGAAGCUGCCCCUCCCUCCUCCUCCCUCCAGCAAAGGGUUCUUUUAUGUGACACAGAUUCAUACGCAAUGCACGCUGGACAUUGUUUCCCUUCUGUCAGGCUCAGCCUUGACCCAGGACUGACUCUCUCCCGAGGACUAUUUUGGUCUUUGUACAGAUGUGCAUGACGUCUCAAACGCAGCUCUUCCCUUUCCGGACUGGAUGUGACCCAGGUGCGAGGAGGGAAAGGCCUUCCCUCCUGCCUUGCUGUUCUGUUCUCAUCGCCUCCCCCCUUGCCUUGUCCAUAUCUGUAGGGGCCCUGGCCCCCUUCAGUCUUCUCCUUCCCGAUCCCCAUCUCCCAAUUUCCGCCGGGCUGCGCUGCGGUUCUCUGGCGGCAGCAUCCAGCUACGGGGCAGGUGGUUCCUCCCCCUUCUCCUGCAGAAAGGAAACGGGGAGGGCAGGCACUUUCUCUCCUCCAUGCUUUGCCAUGGAAAACCCAGAAAAGCACCCUGUGGGAAAGUCAGGCUUGGCUGCUGGGGCUGGGAGCUGAGCUAGAGAGGUGAUGCCACCAGAGGAGGUGGCAGAAAACCGGUGUGGGGAGCCUGCCCAGCCUUGUGAGCUCAGCUCUCAGCUGUUUCCCCCACACACGCACACACAAACCUGCCGAAUCCACUCUAACCUGACACCUGCACUCAAGCCCUGGGCCUGGAAGAGGGCUUGCUCUCCACUUGGAGCUGCCCUCACAACUUGUGUGGAUGCUUCUCUGUGCAUUUGGGAGUGGCGUAGAGAAACUGCUCUUGGGGGCGCUUUUGCCCGAGGGCGAUGCCAACAAAGCCGGCUGCUUCCCCUUUGCCUGAGGCAGUUGGAGGGCAGUGCUCUGCCAGGCCAUUCUGUCACUUGCCAGGGCCAUGCCUCGAGAGGGGGGCAUAGCCUUUUCCAUCCCCACCUUGAGCUCCCGGGCCUGGGCCCAAGCUGCCUUGUGCCUUUGCCACUGCCACCGUCAUCUGUACCCGGGAGGAGGGGGUCCCUCCCCUUGUGGACUGGCUGCCCAAUUCUGCCAGCCGCUUCCUUGCCCUCCUCUGCUAGGGGCCAAUCUCUUCAGAGCUGGGUUGAUGUGUUUCUAUAUUUAUAGUAAUAAACCUCUCCUGUGUCA